Monopterus albus (swamp eel) is the source of this 5306-nucleotide messenger RNA. RefSeq names its product spermatogenesis associated serine rich 2 (gene spats2). The coding region runs from base 360 to 1844 and encodes 494 amino acids. The record is from RefSeq and is a predicted model, not a curated record. The transcript has 13 exons. Gene Ontology annotation, cellular component: cytoplasm. Gene Ontology annotation, molecular function: protein binding. Lineage: Eukaryota; Metazoa; Chordata; Actinopteri; Synbranchiformes; Synbranchidae.
UGGCAACCCUGAAGAAAUCUGGUAGAAGAAAAUACUGCCCCAGCAGACUACUUGGCAGUAUAGACGACUGGCGAAAGGAGCUGCGGUAACCUAUUUCCAGAAUCUACUGUUCAUAUUUUUUUUUUUACCGACACCAACGUUGGAUCAACCUGGGGGAGAAGCAAGAGGAAAAACUAAAUCUUUGCCUAAACAGUGGAGGCCUGAUCUGAGCCUCAUUCUUCCAGCCCUCUUGCAAGUUUUGAGCCUUGUUGGCGUCUUUAACCAGAAAAACUCUUAAGUGAAAGUUACCACACUCUGUGCCAGUAUUUGGACAGCGGUCUACAGUCCUGAGGAAGCAUCUCACAGACACCUCUGACAAUAUGGCAAAGAAGAACAGCCAAAAGGAUACGUCUGGGGUGGUGUUUGACCCUUGCUCAAAAAUGGUCAUGUCCCAAGGAGGAACAGCCGAGAGGAUGAAGGAGAAGAUCAGUGCUGUCAGGGCAGUUGUCCCCAAUAAGAGCAACAAUGAGAUUGUGCUGGUGUUGCAGCAUUUUGAGAACAGCGUUGACAGGGCUGUUCAAGCUUUCUUAGACGGCAGUGCACUUGAGAUCCUGAAGGAGUGGAAUGUCACUGGAAAAAAGAAGCCUAAGAAGAAAAAGAAGCCCAAACCUCAGCCUGAGGCCUCAGCAGAGGCUGCUCCACCUGAGGCCCCGUCACCUGAGGAGAGCAAGGAUGAGAUGAAUGGCUUUCACGCCAACGGAUCUGUAAUGGAUGGAGAGUCGCUGGAUUCUCUGAGUGAACAGUUGGACUCUGCCUCCCUGGAUGCGGCCGAGCUGGACUCUGAACCCGCUACAUCUGAAACCACCGGUGCAGACGCAGAAAGUCAAGUUAGCACUCCAAGGUCCGCCUCUCAGCAAGGGGGGAGGAAUCACCAGGGUCCCAGAGGCAACAAGACCCGGCACAGGCCAGGCUCUCAUUCGCAUCCCCUCACGUCUUCAUUCCCACCCACUGCUGAUGAACAUGGAUCGUCAGGAGUUAAGAAGAUGGCUUCCAAUAUUGACCGCUCUGUGAAGGACCUGCAGAGAUGCACUGCCUCGCUGACUCGCUACAGGAUGAUGGUCAAAGAGGAGAUGGACUCCUCAAUCAAAAGGAUGAAGCAGACGUUUGCUGAGCUUCAGAGCUGUUUAAUGGACAGAGAAGUGACUCUGCUGUCAGAAAUGGAUAAAGUGAAAGCGGAGGCCAUGGUGGUCUUGAACUCUCGGCAGAAGAAAGCCGAGGAGCUCAGACGGCUGACGGACCAGUCAUCAUCAAUGUCUGAGGAGCAGCUCACUGAACUGCGUGCAGACAUCAAGCACUUUGUGAGUGAACGCAAAUAUGAUGAAGACCUUGGGAAAGCUGUAAGGUUUACAUUUGAUCUCGAACCGCUGAAGACGAGCAUCGUGGGAUUUGGAUCAGUUUACCAUCCACGUAUAGGCUACUCAAAUCGGUCCCGUUGUAGCUCCACAUCCUCUUCUGUCACCAGCCCAGGUCAGCUGGAAACUCCUCCUCCCCCCAUCCAGACCCAAAGCAUCCAGAGUGAAACCCGCCCCCCACCAACCAAACAGAUUUUCCAAGGGAACAGGCGUACUUUCCAGGGACAAGGUUAUCACUCAGGUGAUCAGCGGUAUAACGGCCGUUCCUACCACAACAGGAAUACCGGUUAUGGUGUCCACCGCUACCACGGUGAUGGUGGCUCCUCUGGCCAUACAACUCAGCAGUCCAACAACUCGAGAGGUCCCUCCCAUUCCUCCUCAUCCUCCUACAACCAAGACCGGGCCUCUCACAACGGGCUGCCCCAGAGGCUUCCGCGGACACACUGCCCUUGACGUUGGAAAUCCUCCGCUGAUGAAACCCAUGUGCUAAUCCUUGCUCCUCACAUCCUCCCCUUACCCUGCACCCUCUCCCUCCCUACUAACUCCUUUCAAUGAAGAAUAGAAUACAAGUUUACAUAUUUCCAUCAGUUGAGCUGUAGUGCCACCUCUCUACAUCAUUCAAUCCAUCCUUCAAACUUGAAAGCUCUCACUGUUCUAUAAUCACGCUUCCUUUUCACAUUUCUCCCAUCCUGGUUAAAGUAACCGCUUCUGUCUCUAGGCCUCCUUUCACAGAUUUCAUUUCAAUGCUAUUGUCAGUCUCUGCUAAUCUUUGCAGUUAGUCUGCCAGAGACCGACAUGAUUUCCUGCAACAAUUCAUGCACUAUUGAAGUUGAACUCUUAGUACUAUUUCUGAUUUUGGCGUGGCUUUUGUCAGCUCUCUGAUUUGCACCUAAGACCUGUUUUUGUUGGGAUUUUUUUCCUGAUUUCCCAGAACCAUUUCAAUGCCCUCAUUGUAAAAAAAAAAAAAAAAAAAAAAAGUUCAGAAGUAGUUCUCAUGUUUUUGUCACCAUGAGAGUAGACAUGCAGUUAACACUACAGACUAUUGUUAAUCUUUGCAAGGAGGAAAAAAAAAAGAAAAAAAAAAAGGAACAUGUAUCAAACUGUAAUCCAGAGCUUUUCAUAUGGCUGCUACAAAGAGUAGGGAGCUUGUUAAUGCUAGGACUUAGACAUGUUUGAGAGUAACUCUGGGAAUGCAGAAGUUGCUCUUAAAGGAAUUGUUCCCAACAUUUGGGAAAUACGCUCAUUUGCUGUUUUGCCGAGAGUUUAAACUGGAGAAGAUCGAUACCACUCAUGUCUGUGCACCGUGUGUGACGCUUCAGCCAGAGGCUGGUUAGCUUAGCUAGAAGGCUGGAAGCAGGGCGAAUCUUGGUCACUGGUACUGAAGUAACAAGUACUAGUACCUCUAAAGCUCACUAAUUACCUUUGUCUUGUUUGUUUAUUUAAAAAACAAAAAAACAAACCUAAGUGUAAAAGCAACAAGUUGCAGUUUUACAGUUGUGUGUCUGAGGGAGCAAGGCUGGCUGUUUACCCCUGUUUCCAGUCUUUAUGCCCAGCUAAGCUAAUUGUCUUUAUGUUUACUGUCCACACAAGAGAGCGGUGUCUGUCUUCUUGUCUAAUGCUCGGCGAGAAAGCCAAUCAUAGCAUUUCCCACUGGCCUGCGGGGUUGUCGUCUGUGCUGUUGUUCUUGGCUGUCAGUUAUUUUAUAUCAAAGAGAGGGCUCAUUACCUUUUGUAGGAUAAUGUUAAAUAGGGUAAACCUCACAACAAAGGACACUGUCCACAUGCCGUUUCAUAGUUGGUUGACAUUUAUUCAGAUGAAAUUUCUUCCACACGUGCAGUUUGUUCUGUUUUAUUAUAUGCACAUGAAUGGCAUAGUAAUGACAUGCUUGCCUUUAGUCACAGAGAGACUUCACACUUGCCUUUCUAGAAAAAUGGAAGUCUGCAUCAUGACGGCUUUCUAAAAAAGGGGGCACUUGCAGAUCAGAUAAGCAAUUUAUAAAUGUGUGAGAACGAGAUGCAAGAUCUACUCUUCCCCCUUUCUAUAUAAUCACCCUUCCCCUCUGUGAAAGCAGAACUGAUCAUACUUAUGAAUGAGUUAAAAGGUUGGUGUUGAUUUCACAGAUCGUUUCUAUGGCUGCCAAGUAGAUGCUUCAAGGCUGUUGGUGGGCGUAGGUCUCUUAGAGUUUGUGAACAAAAAGCUGGUGAAUACCUCAUUGCUUAUCUUUUGACAUGGCCUGCUUUCAAGCCGCUUCCUUGCGGUGAACUUUUAUUGAGCGACGGGAACCCCUGGUGAUUCCUCAUCUCUUAUCACCGUGUAGUUAUGUACAUAGGCAGAGCUGCAAGGCAGUAGAGUUGUACCGGUUGUUACAUUAUCGCUGCAUCUUUGUUAUAAUGUGUCGUCUUCCUUUGAGCAGAUUUCUGGAGGAAAAGGAUGAAUUUAAGUUUCCUCUCCCUCGAUUUGUUUCUUGUUGGAAUUUUUCAGAUCAUAGGAAGAAUGUGUUUAUUUUUUAUUUUUUUUGUUCCAACAAUUAUGUUUGUGAUUGUGGAGAAAAGAGCGCGAACUUGUCAACAGUCUUGGGUAAAUAUGUGCUGAGACGUAAAUGGGUAUAGUUUGGCUUAAAAAUAGAUGGACGUUUUGGCGGGGGGUUGGGUGCUUUUUGCCUCCUUGUCUAGAGGCCGAUGAGAAGUUUGAAACCAUAGUCACAGCUGUGAGCAGCCAGUUAGUGUAGCUUACCAUAAGGACUGGAAUCAGGCAGCCCUGUUCGCCAAGAGAAGCUCAGGGAAACGGCUGUGCACGGCAGUUAACCAGAAGUACAUUGGCAAAACCAAAAAAAUAACAGUUUGAAAACUCUUCUGAUAAAGCAUCCUUUACUUGUUUUCAAGUGUGGAAUAGGCUAAUUGGCAUCAGGGUUGUUCAAAGCACAGACUCUGAUAGAAAACGUACAAGUAUCACAAAAGUCAGCUUUAUGGUUUAUGAGUUAGGUUUUUUUGGUGUUUAUGUGAGAAAAGACACGCCAGCGUGCCGCUGCUUUUACUUUAUUUUCUGUGUAGAUGUAACAGAAUCCACCAACCAGCAUCUCUAAAGCUAAUUCAUUAAAUCUUUAAUUAACACAUUUGUUUACUCCAAACAUAAACGAGUUAAUCCAGCCAUGGUGUAGUCAUACGUGGUAUCAAUCUUCUCAUCUAACUCUUGGUAAGAAAGCAAAGUAGUGUCUCCUUAAAUGCCAAACUAUUCUUGAAGUACUUUUUGAGGCGAUAACUUUUUACUUUUACAAAUGUCACAGGUUUCCUCAGUGGUUCUGUUCUGCCCCACUGGUGGGCUGCAGGACAGAUGAGAAACCAUUCUGCUUUUACUCCAGCAUGUCUCUGCCACUGAUACUAGACUUGCUCAGAACUCAGUGGUUUUCUCACCUGGGAUUUUUUCUGUCUCACUUUAACCACUUUGUCGUUUUACAUUCCAGACUGUAGGAACAUUAGGUUAUCGCCAAAGAAAUCAUUUCAUCCCGUUUUCCUUUCCUUAGCCUGUAAAGAAUUCCAAAGGGGAUACAUCCAAUACUUUACCAUGUAUUCUUUCCACCCUGAUAUUGUUUCCUUAUUCCUUACUGUAUAUACAUAUAUGUAGCUAUAUAGUUUUGUGCUCACAUGGGGCAUUUUGUAUGUGAUAUUCAUGGUAGGCAUAAUGAAGGUUAAAAUGUAGUUCAUUCAUUCUUCCAGUAGACCUUGUGUCCUCCUUCUCAAGACAAUGUUUCUGAGACAGCUGUAAACUCAAGUGCCUUUUCUCGUCUCCCGCCUAUUUGACACUCCCACCACCAGAUUAUGGACCAAAGACAUCAACCGUCCCUGACACCCUCUCUUUCUCCCUCUCACUCAAUGGCACACUUUUCAUUUACUACGAAUAAACAGUUUGCAGUACUGA